Messenger RNA from Conger conger (European conger), 1750 nucleotides. RefSeq names its product receptor-interacting serine/threonine-protein kinase 4-like. The transcript is spliced from 11 exons. Lineage: Eukaryota; Metazoa; Chordata; Actinopteri; Anguilliformes; Congridae. The record is from RefSeq and is a predicted model, not a curated record. Gene Ontology annotation, biological process: protein phosphorylation. Gene Ontology annotation, molecular function: JUN kinase kinase kinase activity; ATP binding. Bases 312 to 1598 code for a protein of 428 amino acids.
GUAAGCAUCUGUACAUUUGAGCAGGUGAUCAGACCGUAAUCAUGUAGGGAAACACCGCGGUAGGUCUGCAUGCCUGCAUCCUGCUCUGUGUGCUUUUGAGAACUGAAAGUAGUUAUAACUGACCCAACCUCUUUACGACCGAGUCGUCAGUAAUACGGAGUCGUCAAGAGAAGACGCGGCACAUCAUUGUUCUUUGUUUCAGGCGUUUUAAAUGAAAUGUGACCUCACUACGAACGGAAGCAGUGCUUACCUAAGCGAAUACACAUUCGCAACCGGAAACGUCUUGACGUGAACAAACCUCAGUGUGAGAAAUGCAGCAUUUUGGAUUGGUUGAAGACUGCAAACUGCAGGACUGGUCUGUCAUUGGAUCUGGGGGUUUCGGACAGAUCUAUAAGGCCAAACACAAAGAUUUGGGGAUGGAGGUGGCAAUCAAACUACUGCAUUAUGAUGAUGGUUCCUGUGCAUCUCUGCAGAAUGAAGCUGAGUGCAUGCAGCAGGGUGGGAGCCUGUAUGUGGUGCGUGUUUUUGGGGUGUACCGGGGUGUUCCCCCCGGCAGGAGGCUCUCAUGCCAGAUGGGCCUGGUGAUGGAGCUGAUGGAGAGGGGGUCUGUGGAGUCCCUCCUGAAGAGGCUGAGGGGCCCCCCUCCCUGGCCCCUGGCCUUCCGCCUGGCUCAUCAGGUGGCUCUUGGCAUGAACUUCCUUCACAAGCUUUGCCCCCCACUGCUGCACCUCGACCUCAAGCCCAGCAACGUGCUGCUGGACCACGGCUUCGGAGCAAAGAUCACAGAUUUUGGUCUGGCCCGACUGAUGCGCAGUAUUUCCAGUGUGGGGGGGCGGGAGGAGGACGGAGGCACGCUGCCCUACAUGCCCCCCGAAGCCUUCACCUCUGACCGGGCCUACAAAGCCACGCCCGCCUCUGACUCAUACAGUUAUGCCAUCCUGCUCUGGUCUAUAAUCACUGGCAGGGAGCCCUAUGGUGAUGUUUGGUCCUGCAGGAUCCGGUUUCGGGUCCCAGAGGGGGACAGGCCCAGUCUGGAGGGGGUGAACAGGGCAGCAGUUGAGGGCUUGGGGGAGAUCAUUGACCUCAUGGAGAUAUGCUGGGACCCCAGCCCCCAAAAACGCCCCUCUUUCCAUGACUGCUUCCCAGUGACAGAGAAGGUGUUUAAGCUGCACAGCCGUGGAAUUAAUGAUGCCAUCCACCAGGUGUCCAAAGCAUUGGAUGAAGAGCCCGAGAUAUCUUCCUCUUGCUCCAGGAUUGAAGCUCUUCGCAUCUCCCCAACUCCAAUACCCAAGGGGGCUACUCCACAUCAGCCAAUGAGAAUGAUGUCUGCUGAUCCAUCCUUGCCUUCAGCCAAUCAGAAUCUCCUGGCUGCCACCCCCUCCCAGAAGGCAUUGGGCACGGGGCCAUGCUGCCAACAGACUCAAGUCAUGUGUUCCAAAGGAGAUGUGUCCGUACAUAUUUCCAGUGCAAAUGGCGUGAUGGUGGGAAGCCACAACACCAUGACCAUCACCACUGGCCACCGCCCGCGCCGCAGAAACCCCACAGCACCCGCUAGGGUCAGCCUCCCCGCUCAGCAGCCUGCCAAACCUUUCCAGUGAACCCACCUGGGCCCCUCACACACCUGGGCCCCUCACACACCUGGGCCCCUCACCCACCUGGGCCCCUCACACACCUGGGCCCCUCACCCAUCUGGGCCCCUCACCCACCUGGGCCCCUCACACACCUGGGCCCCUCACCCACCUGGGCCCCU